AUGGCCAACACAAGGAAACAGCGUAGCCGGUUCGACAAGGAUGGCGACACCAUCAUGACUAGUAAGGUACAAGACAAGUCUAAGGACAAGAAUAAGAAACCCCGAGGACAGUAUAAUGACGGACUCUCCACGGAAGAACGCAAGAAGCGUUAUGACAGCAAGGCAUGUCUCCGAUGCGGUGAAGUAGGACACUUCCGCAGAGAUUGCCCAAAAAACGAAGUCAGACAAGGAGCGGUCAAGAUUGGGAUGAUUCGGAUACCAACACCAUACCCAACUAAGAAGCCAGAUGAAACCCUCAGCGACCUAGACCUGUACGAAGAAGCAAGACAAGCCACCGACGAGGCCUUUGAGCUAGUACAAGAGGCAAUAGGACUCCAAGACUUCAAGUGGGACGCACCACUACCAACGGAUUGGCAGAUUGAAGGGGCCGAAGUACUACGCCGCCUAAGAAACCAACAGUGCUGGAUUUGCGGAACCAAUGCACAUCAAGCCAACGAUUGUGACAUCGAUGGACGAGUCACAAUCUCGGGACCCCGAGCAGAUAAGAUUGCCUACAGGGCUGCCCAGGAACAACCCAGGUUCAAGGAACCUGAUGACGAGGAGACACCUCGGACGUUCAAGGAACGGAUGGAGCAACACGAGCGCCUAUGUUGGGUCGACUGCCCAAGACAGUGUGAUUAUCACUUGAGGAAGCGAGAAGAAACUAGAGACAACGAGGACGAUUGCUGCCAUACCAAUUUAUGGCAUAACGAGUGUCGCGUACAGCAUUGCCACAUGCACCAGCCCGGAGAAAAGGAAGCUCACGAAGAGUUGUGUUGGAUCAAGUGCACGAUCGAUUGCCAAUUCCACAAGGAACAGCGACGGAAAGCUAGAAGGGUAGACGACUACUACCAUAGCACGAUUUCCGCCGAAGAAUGCAUAGCAAAAAACUGCAGAAUGCAUAGGGCCCAAUUCGAGGAUGCUCGACAGGUAGGCAACCACUACUAUAGCAUCCUACCAGCGAACAUUUGUGAGGCAAAGGAUUGCCCGAUUCACAAAAGCAAGAAGCCGGAACCAAGGAAGAGGGCCACGCAAUAG
Messenger RNA from Bipolaris sorokiniana ND90Pr, 1077 nucleotides. RefSeq lists its product as uncharacterized. NCBI's taxonomy places the organism in Eukaryota, Fungi, Ascomycota, Dothideomycetes, Pleosporales, Pleosporaceae. The record is from RefSeq and is a predicted model, not a curated record. Bases 1 to 1077 code for a protein of 358 amino acids. The transcript has 2 exons. Gene Ontology annotation, molecular function: zinc ion binding; nucleic acid binding.